Messenger RNA from Thrips palmi, 820 nucleotides. RefSeq names its product dolichol-phosphate mannosyltransferase subunit 3 (gene Dpm3). The transcript is spliced from 4 exons. Gene Ontology annotation, cellular component: endoplasmic reticulum membrane; dolichol-phosphate-mannose synthase complex. The record is from RefSeq and is a predicted model, not a curated record. Gene Ontology annotation, biological process: GPI anchor biosynthetic process. Lineage: Eukaryota; Metazoa; Arthropoda; Insecta; Thysanoptera; Thripidae. The coding region runs from base 163 to 459 and encodes 98 amino acids.
GAAAGCACCUGCCACGUUCACUGCCACGUUCCGCGUUCCGAGUUCCGCGUUCCAAGGGGGCCGUGACGUAAAACAUGUAAACAUCGGCUAGAUCAGCUGUGUUGUGAGUUGAUUCACACAAGUUAAAAACUGUUCGCUGACGACAACACAAACUAAGCUAGGAUGGCCCUCACAAAACUCAUGCAGUGGGCUUUGGCUUUCGCCGCAUUUACAGGCCUGUGGGCAACAUUAGUUGCAAAUGCAGCACAACCUGAAAAUUACCUCCACAACCACGAACUUCUAGUACUAGCGCUCCCCGUUAUUUUAAUUGGCUUGUUUGGGCUGUAUGCAGUUUUCAUCAUCCUCUACCGAGUAUUCACCUUUAAUGAUUGUGAAGAAGCGGCAGCAGAGUUGAAUAAGCAAAUCAAAGAAGCCAGAAAAGACCUCAAGAGCAAAGGUUUCUCAUUCUCUGAAGACUAGUAGAAUUGUAAUUGCCAUGUUUUAAUUUUGAAAUGAUCUCUGUAAAUGAGUGGCAACAGUGUUGGGCCAGUCUCUAUGUACGUCCUUGCUAGUAGCCCGAUGAAGGUCUUACCUUUCUUAAUCUAAUUUUUAUUAACAACCAAAGAGCUUGAUACCUUCUCCGAAUUUACUAUAAUGUUGAUUGAAUUUUGAGGCAAAACAAUACCAUUCCAUUUUAAAUUAAGUAACUUAGGGACAGGUUUCAGUUGUGCUCUGUUUUCUUUGUGAUAUGGCCAGUGUAAAUAACGAUUCUGUAGCAAUUUUGCAAAUGAUGAAAUACCCUUAAAGAUGUUACAAUAAAUAUUUAUUCUUGUCCUUUUUA